AUGGCCAUCUUCUGUUUCCUUGUAGACCAGAGGAAGCAAGUCCGGGGGAGGAAGCCGGCGGCCGGGCUAUGCUCGAGGUGCGGAGGAGGAGCUGUGGUUGCGGACAUGAGAACCUCCACUAGAUUCUGUGGUGUCCCCUUUUACCGCAAAGCUUGGAAGGCCAUCGUCUGUCAUUUCUGCGGCGCUGUCCUCAAAUCUUACCACUGA
Molecule: messenger RNA, 207 nt
Organism: Arabis nemorensis
Lineage: Eukaryota; Viridiplantae; Streptophyta; Magnoliopsida; Brassicales; Brassicaceae
Source: the annotation of a GenBank genome assembly